Messenger RNA from Exophiala spinifera, 9534 nucleotides. RefSeq lists its product as uncharacterized. The record is from RefSeq and is a predicted model, not a curated record. Lineage: Eukaryota; Fungi; Ascomycota; Eurotiomycetes; Chaetothyriales; Herpotrichiellaceae. Gene Ontology annotation, biological process: late endosome to vacuole transport; protein targeting to vacuole; mitochondrion organization. The transcript is spliced from 2 exons. Gene Ontology annotation, cellular component: extrinsic component of membrane. The coding region runs from base 1 to 9534 and encodes 3177 amino acids.
AUGUUGGAAGGUCUCGUCGCCAACCUUCUCAACCGCUUCUUGGGCAUGUACGUCAAAAAUUUCGACCCAAAGCAACUCAACGUCGGGAUCUGGUCUGGUGACGUCAAACUGCGAAACCUCGAACUUCGACGCGAAGCUCUGGACCAGCUGCAUCUGCCCAUCAACGUGGUAGAAGGUCGGUUGGGGGAACUGACCAUAUCCAUUCCGUGGUCGAAUCUUCGUGGAAAGCCCGUCAGAGUCAACAUUGAGGAUGUGUUCUUACUUUCAGCCCCGAAAUCCGAGGACGAUUACGAUGCAGAAGAGGAAGAGAAACGCGCCGUCGCCGUCAAGCUGGAGAAACUCGAGAGUGCCGAGCUACUGAAAGAACGCAAUACCGAGGCUAUGAGCCCGGAGGAGCAGCAAAAGAACCAGAGCUUCACCCAGAGUUUAGUAACGGCUAUCGUCGACAAUCUGCAGGUUAGCAUCAAGAACAUUCACAUACGAUAUGAAGAUUCAAUAGCCACGCCGGGCCAUCCAUUCGCCGUUGGUGUGACCCUCAAGGAGAUGAGCGCCGUGAGCACCGAUUCCGAAUGGCGACCAACUUUCAUCCAAUCCACGUCAGACACCACACACAAGCUGGCUGUGUUGAACUCUCUGGCCGUCUACUGGAACAGCGAUGCGGAUCUGUUUGGAACCGGCAGGGGAGGUGAUGUCGGCGCCGAUGCACAAGAAAUUGACAAGCAAGAUCUGCUACGCCGCUUCAAAGAAGGCAUAGAGGACACGGGCAAUUCUCAAUACCUGCUGAAGCCAGUGAGCGGGCGCGCGGGUAUUGAAAUGGAUAAGACAGGCCGAACUGACCGACCAAAACUCAAAGCACGUCUCUUAUUCCAAGAACUGGGCUUCAUUCUGGAUGAGGACCAAUACCGGGACGCCUUGAUGCUGGUUGAUCUGAUGCAUUACUUCAUUCGUCACCAUCAGUACAAGAGAGUGCAGCCUGAGAAAAGUCCCAAAGACGAUCCACGAGCCUGGCUGAAAUUCGCAGGCUCUGCCGUGCUAGACAAGAUCCACGAUCGCAACCGAAAGUGGACCUGGGAUUACUUCAAAGAACGCCGAGACAUGCGCCUUCAGUAUAUUGACCUAUUCAAGAAGAAGAAAAAGGACCAGAAAUUGACGGAACAAGAAACAAAAGAUCUCAACGAUCUCGAGUACAAGUUGAGCUAUGAAGACUUACGUUUCUGGAGAUCUUUGGCCCAUUCCCAGCUGCGGAAGGAGAAUGUUGGCGUCAAGAAGCCUGCGCCAAAGCAGACUUGGGGCCAAUGGAUGUGGGGCUCAAAACCAGCUGAAACAGACAAGGACGACGACUCUGCCAUGACAGACGAACAGCGCAAGGAGCUCUACAACGCCAUUGACUGGGAUGAAAAGAAAGCUAUUGCAGAAAGUGUCGAUCUGCCACGAGAGACUGUGAAGCUACAGUUGGAGACGAGUCUACGAACUGGAAGUUUCACUCUGAAGCGCGACCCUCAUGGUCAAGGUACAGAGGUUCUCAAAUUGGUUUUUGAUAAUUUUAGAGCCAAGGCACUGCAACGACCGGAUUCCCUGCUGGCCGAUGUGGCACUUGGCGGUUUCCGCGUCUACGACGGUACCACUGAAGGAAGCUUGUUUCCCCAGAUCGUCAAGGUCAAAGGAGUCGAGGACCAGCCCAAAGACGAACAAAGAUCGGAAGAUGGCGAUUCUCUCGAAGGCAGCCAAGAGACGGACGAAAAGGCCUCAAAUGGUGAAAACGUCGAAGACAGCCUGUUCCACCUGGUUUUAGAGAACCAUCCUCUGGAUGAAAGUGCCGACACGAAAAUCAUGUUGAAGUUGAAGAGUCUCGAGUUCAUCCACAACCCCAAGUUUGUCGUGGAAAUAGCUAAAUUCUUCAAGCCUCCUGAGCGGCACAUGGAGUCCAUUGGUGCCUUGCUUGAAACAGCUGGGGCAACGGUUGAGGAGAUUCGACAGCAGACGAGAGCAGGGCUCGAAUUUGCCCUGGAAGAGCACAGGACCAUCAACGCAAACCUCGACAUCCAAGCGCCCAUCUUUAUUAUCCCAGAAAGCAUCACGGAAGAAAGUACACUUUGCAUGAUUCUGGAUGCCGGUCACGUCAGCUUGAACAGCGAACUCGUUGACAAGGACACGAUGAACGACAUCCGCUCGAAACAGAAGCAACAGUAUACCGAGCAAGACUUCAAACAACUCGAAGGCUUGAUGUAUGACAAGUUCCAUCUAAAGCUCGAAUCAACGCAGGUCCUCAUAGGACCUGGUAUUGAAGCAACGAGGGCAGAACUUGAAGCCUCGGACGACUCGAAACAGAUGCAUAUCAUCGAUCGCAUCAGCAUGGGUUUCCUCCUAGAGAACUCCAUCGUUCCGAAGGCACCUGAUAUCACCAAGACACGGAUAUCGGGAACAUUGCCUGUUCUGCACGCGUCGCUAUCGGACAAGAAAUACAAAAAUUUGAUGAGACUGCUGGAAGUCGCCGUGCCCAAAUUCGAUUCUGCACCCGAUGCCAGUGGCACUGACAAAGUCAAUGAAGCGAACAGACAAGAGGAUAAUGUCCGAUCGAAAAGGAAAUCGGUACAAUUAUUGGAGACCAAGGACGUGCCAAUCAUCGACCCAGACUCCGAUUCUGAAGAUGCCUCCACUCAAGUGGUUGCCAAAGCCGAAGCACAUGAAGCGCCGGCAAACAUACACCAGCGCAACUUCGAAAUUAAUUUCACCGUUGAAAAGCUGCAAGCAUCACUGUACAAGGCUGACCCCGAGGGCAAAAAGCCGGAUCAGCUCUUGGUCGAGCUUGUGGCCGAACAUUUCUUUUUCGACUUCUACCUCCGCCCAUAUGACAUGGUUGCUGAAGUUCUCCUGCGCUCCGUAACGGUGGACGAUCACAUCGAGGAGGAACCUUUGCCCGAAUUUAAGCAGAUAAUAUCAUCAAAGGGUUUCGAGGCUGAAGAAGGGAAAGACCUGCUAAAUGUGAAGUUUGUCAAAGUCAAUCCAGAAUCGCCAGAGUUCCAAUCUACGUAUGAAGGCAUCGCGACGAACCUCGAUGUGUCAGUCUCUACAAUCAAUGUCAUCGUGACCAGGAGAACGUUGUUGACACUUCUGGACUUUGUCCUGACAACAUUUGCCGGCGCCCCAAAGCAGAACCAAGCACAGCUUGAUCAAGGCAGUGACACGAGCGAAGUCCAAGAUUCGCCCGACACAUCGCCAGCCAAACAGCAGCAAGACAAGAUCAGGAUCAAGGCUGCGUUAACCAGCAUCGCGCUUAUCUUGAACAACGACGGCGUGCGUCUUGCGACGCUCUCAUUGAACUCGGGUGAUGUUGGGAUUUUUCUCGAUGCCGGAACUAUGCAGGUCAAGGCAAGAUUAGGUAGCUUAUCAUUAGUCGACGAUGUCAAUCAAGGCGCACCUGAAAACUCGCCUCUGCGUCGACUGAUCGCAAUUGAGGGCGACGAUCUGGCCGAUUUCAAAUACCAGACUUUCAAUUCGGCGCGAAGCGACUAUCCCGGGUAUGAUUCUGGCAUCUUCUUACGGUCUGGUUCCAUCAAGGUGAACUUCUUGGAGGAGCCAUUUCGAAAGAUCAUGGAAUUUGGUGUCAAGUUCGGCAAGAUGCAAGCCAUCUUCAAUGCUGCGAGGCAAGCCGCUGCAGAACAAGCAACUCAGGUUCAAGAAAGCGCCCAGAAGAUGCAUUUCGACAUUGUCAUCAAGACUCCGAUCGUGGUGUUCCCGAGAGCAAUGGUGGAUGACCGACCACGUGACCUGCUGACUGCCUAUUUAGGUGAGAUCUAUGCCAGCAACAAGUUCGUGGGCGUUCAGGGCCAGAAGGGCGGUCCCCUGGUGAACAAAUUGUCGACUGGAAUCAGACAUAUUCGCCUGACCACUGAGUUCCACUAUGAAGACGGACAGUCACAAGAACUUGAAAUGAUUGACCAGGUUGACUUGGAUUUCAAGAUUAGAUACCUGGAACACCAAGCAGGAUUGGAACGGCCCGAUCUUGAGAUCGACGGAUCAAUGUCUCCUAUCAACUUGCGGGCGUCUCAGGCACAAUUCAAGUUCUUAAUGGAGCUCUCAAAAACAAUACCUGCCGCGUUUGCUACCGAGAACGAGUCUGACGAGGACAUCGCCGAAGAAUUACCGGCCGAGACUGCUAAAGCCAUUCAGAACGAGGAGCCGUCCACAGAAGAGAGCGCUGUUGGCACCUAUCAAGGCCCUGAGCUUGGCUCGAGCGACGAGACGUGGACCAAGUUGAAUUUCGUGUUCAAGGCACCCACCAUCAGUCUUGAGCUCUUCCUCGCCGAGGAAGAGCACCCAACCGAGAACUUUGACGCUGCCAGUAUCUCCAAGUUUGCUCUGAAUGAGACAAACGUAAAGCUCCGCAUGAUCAGCGAUGGGGCCAUGGAAGCCGAGCUAUUGGUUCACUCCUUCACUAUCCGUGACAGUCGCAAGCAGGAAACUAACAAGUUCCGAAAGAUCAUGUCUUUGAUCAACACUGAUGUUCAGCAACAGUUUAUGGCCAGUGUGUCGAUCACGGGUGGGAAAGAGAGACAUAUGAUCGUCAUGUUAACCAUCGACAGCCCUCGUAUCAUCGUUGCUCUCGACUACGUAUUUGCACUUCAGGCAUUCGCAAACGCAGCAUUACAGUCUGACGAACCACCUCCAAUUGCGGACCUGGACGACUCUACUGAUGGUGGCAGCCUGAAGAGUCCCUCGGAGGAACGUGGCGACAUACUCGCCGAAGAUCAAGGAGGUACAGCUAGCGAGUCGUCUUCGAUGACCAUGUCUUUCCGAGUCAACGUUGUUGAUGCUCAGGUCAUCCUCAUUGCAAAUCCUGCUAUAUCGAACACCGAGGCAAUUGUGCUCGGUACAAAGGAGGUCCUAGUUGGAAAACAAAAUGCAACAACCCUGCAAAUAUCAAAGGUUGGCAUGUUCUUAUGUCGAAUGGAUAAAUUCGAGACGAGCCGCCUGAGAAUUUUGGAUGACUUCAGUGUCUCCAUGUCGAUGGACAGUCGAAGCCAAGGUGCGGACUCUUCUCUGACUUCAAUCAGCAUAGAGGUAGAGCCUCUUGUUCUCCGCCUGUCACUACGCGAUAUCUUGCUUGCCAUGCAGAUUGUUCAAAAGGCCUCUUCGACGAUGGCGCAGCCCAAGAUGCAGCAAGAUUCGGAACCAAAGAAGAUCAAAGACGUUAAAAGCUCUUCUACGGCGGCAUCGACAAAACGCAAGUCUGUGGCGGGACAAACCAUCAGCACAACGAAGAGAUCAAAGCGAUCAAAGUCGAUCUCGAAACCCGCUGCAAAGCAGCCUCCCAAGAGUUCGGUGGUCAUGAGUAGAGAAGAGCUGAUCGCAACUGUGGAUGGAAUUAGAGUCAUCCUGAUCGGAGAUCUACAUGAACUCCCACUCCUGGACUGGAGUGUCAAGCAAUUCCAGGUGGACGUUCGUGACUGGUCCGGUGCAAUGGCAGCAGACACGAAGAUUGAUACCUUCAUUAACGUCUACAAUUUUUCCAAGUCUGCAUGGGAACCUCUCAUCGAACCAUGGAAGCUGGGAUUCCAUAUGUCCAAAGAGCUCCACCCUGAAGUGCUGUCUAUGGAACUCUACUCUCACAAGAAUAUGGAACUUACAAUAACCUCAGCCACUAUAGCACUUGCGUCGAAAUCGUUCAAUUUCUUGUCAACGGACGAAGACAUUCUAUCCAAGCCGAGAGUGGCAGAUGCACCAUACAGGAUACGAAACUACACGGGAUUUGAUCUCAGUGUAUGGGCUGACGAAAAGAGCGACAAUGCAGCUGCAGCCAAGCUCAGCGAUGGCGAAGAGUAUGCCUGGCGCUUCGAGGAUGCAACAUCAAUGCGUGAAAGUUUGACUCCUGAAGGAAACGCAGGCUUGGUGGGCGUCAAGCUUGAGGGAAGCGGUUUCGAGAGCGUCAACCGCAUCCCUGUCAUUCGUGAAGGCGAAACACUGUACAACCUGAAGCCACGAAAGGAUGGGGUACAGCAUCGCAUGCUGGUUGAGGUCAAGCUUGGGUCGGACAACGUGAAAUACAUCACCUUCCGUUCGCCUCUCCUGGUCGAAAACAGAACUCAGAUACCUAUUGAGGUUGGUGUCUUCAGCCCCGAACAGGGAGACCUUCUUAAGAUUGAGAAGGUCGCUCCUGGGGACGCAAAGCCAGCUCCAGUGGGAGCAGCUUUUGUGCACUCCCUUCUGAUCAGACCAGAUCAAGGCUUUGGCUAUGGAUGGUCAAGUGACCAGCUAUUCUGGAAGGACCUACUCAAGAAGUCGACGCGGACGCUCACAUGUGCCGCAGAAGGGAGGGACGAGUCUCCGCCAUUCUUCUUCCAGAUGCAUGCAGCAUAUAACUCGAAGGACCCCAUGACCAGAAUUUACCCUUACAUGAGGAUCCAGAUAUCCGCACCAGUCGAGGUACAGAACCUCCUUCCGUACGAUUUCAAGUAUCGAAUCUACGACAAGAACACAAAGAAGGACUGGACAAACUUCCUCCGCAAAGGCGGCAUCAGCCCAGUACAUGUGGUUGAGCUGUCCCACCUCCUCUUGCUAAGUGUCGAACUUGAGAACACUCCCUUCAGGCAGAGCGACUUUGCAAUCAUCAACAGUAAUACUCAAGAGGAGUUCCGGAGGGAAAAGGCGGUGCAGCUGAGGGACGAACAUGGCGCACAUCUCAAACUCAAGCUCCACUAUACGAAUAUGAAGGACAGUGGAGGUGCAUUCAGAGUAUCAAUCUACAGUCCGUACGUUCUAUUGAACAAGACCGGACUCGAUAUGAGCGUCCAGAGCAAGGCUUUCUUCGGAUCCGCAAAGACCGCCGCGUCACAAGGUGCUCGCACCAGCUCCGGCCAUGGGAAGGCACUACCCAUGUUGUAUUCCUAUGCCACCGAUGAUCGCAAAAACCGCUCUUUGUUAAAGAUCGGCGACUCCACGUGGAGCAAGCCGCAGAGCUUCGACGCCAUCGGGAGCGCCUAUGAGGUCGUUCUCACUUCCGCCUCGGGUAAGUCGGAACUCCAUGUCGGAGUUUCAGUCACGGAGGGAGAAGGCAAAUACAGCCUGAGCAAAGUCGUCACGAUCGCGCCUCGAUUCAUGUUAAAGAACAAGAUAGGGGAAGACAUCGAGCUCCGCGAACCUGGCUCUUCCGAAGUCAUCAAGAUGGCGAAUAAUGACCUCGUUCCAAUCUACUUCAUGCGACAGUGCCCGGAAAAGCAGCUGUGCAUGUGCUUCCCUGGAGUUAACAACCAGUGGUCGUCUCCUUUCAACCUGGCCAACGUUGGCAUGACUCAUGUCAAACUUGCGAAGCAUGGUCAAAGGCAACGACUUGUUCGUGUGGAAAUCAUUCUUGAAGAUGCAACUUUGUUCCUGCAUUUCAGCAUUGAAACGAAGCACUGGCCUUUCUCGAUGCGCAACGAAAGCGACACCGAGUUCUUGUUUUUCCAGGCCAAUCCGAACAUUGCCGAGGAUGAAGAAGAAGAUCAAGGGAGUGGCUGGAAACCCAUCCGCUACAAGUUGCCCCCACGGAGCAUCAUGCCUUAUGCUUGGGAUUAUCCGGCUUCGAAGAACAAAGAGCUUGUGCUGACCGCGAGAGGCCGAGAGAGAUACGUCAAGUUGAUGGAAAUCGGGAACCUAAUUCCGAUCAAGUUACCCCCCGAUGGUCGCGGUGGUCCUCCGAAAGUAAUCGAUGUCAAUAUCGUUGCUGACGGACCGACACAAACGCUGGUGCUCUCAAAUUACAAGCCAUCCAAGUCACUCUACCGACAGAAGACAGGUAUGACCAACGCUUCACAGACCAGCUUGAACCAAGGGUUCGAAGUCAAGCAGAUCGAAUCCGAACUGAAUUUCAAAGCUGAGCUCAGACUCGCCGGCAUUGGUGUGUCUCUAGUGAACAGUAAUCUGAAAGAGCUCAUGUAUCUCACCUGGCGUGAAAUUGAGUUCAAGUAUGGGGAAUCCAAACUCUACCAAACGUUGAACGCGACCGUCAAAUGGAUUCAGAUUGACAAUCAACUCUACGGCGGCAUCUUCCCCAUACUGCUGUAUCCAAGUGUCGUCCCCAAGACUGGCAAAGAAAUGGAAACUCAUCCGAUCUUCCACGCAAUGGUCACCCGAGUGAAGGACGACUCGUACGGUGUCUUGUACAUCAAAUACGCUACGCUACUCUUGCAGCAGAUUACUGUCGAGCUGGACGAGGACUUCAUUUUUGCAAUGCUUGAUUUCCUGAAAGUGCCAGGUGCGUCGUGGGCGGAAGAGAAAGAAGGUAAACUUUGUGACGAGGACUUGGACAUCCCGGAACCUACGCGGGAACAGCAAGGACAAGACGUCUACUUUGAGCUUCUGCACUUGCAGCCGAUCCAACUUGACCUUUCGUUUGUGAGAACGGAACACAUUAACGCUGAAGACAACUUUGUCAACAGCCCAUUGAUGUUCUUUGUCAAUGUCAUGACCAUGUCGAUUGGCAAUGUCAACGAUGCACCUAUCAAGCUGAACGCACUACUCCUGGAGAAUGCGCGAGUCUCGGUGCCGGCCCUCGUUGCAAACAUUCAAAAUCACUACACGCAGGAAGUUCUCCGCCAGGUUCACAUUAUCCUCGGAUCAGCCGAUUUCCUCGGCAACCCGGUCGGUUUGUUCAACAGCGUGAGUUCAGGUGUGGCAGACAUCUUCUACGAGCCGUACCAGGGGCUGGUGAUGACCGACCGACCUCAGGAGCUGGGUCUUGGCAUUGCCAAAGGCGCCAGCAGUUUUGUCAAAAAGUCCGUCUUUGGGUUCAGUGACAGCAUGGCCAAAUUCACCGGGUCCGUUUCGAAAGGUCUCGCUGCUGCAACCAUGGACAAGGAGUUCCAGGACCAACGACGCAUGUCGAAGAACCGGAAUCGACCGAAGCAUGCACUGUAUGGCGUCACCUCCGGCGGUAACGCGUUUGCCGCGAGCAUGGCCAGUGGAAUCGGCGGUUUGGCACGGCAUCCGCUCGAGGGCGCCGAGAAAGAAGGUGCACUCGGCUUCGUCAAAGGUGUUGGGAAAGGCUUCCUUGGCCUAGCCACCAAGCCGGCCAUCGGAGCCUUCGACCUUGCGUCCAACGUUGCCGAGGGUGUCCGAAAUACCACGACGGUGUUUGAUGCCGAGGGGCUCGACCGCGUGCGUCUGACUCGCUUCAUUGGUAUGGAUGGUAUUGUCAGGCCAUACUCACAACGCGAGGCGCUCGGACAGUUCUGGCUGAAGACUGCGGACGACGGCAAGUACUUCAACGAGGACUACAUUGCGCACUUGGAACUAGAGGGUCGUGACAUGAUGGUGGUGAUCACGUACGACCGGAUCCUCAUGAUCAGGACCAAGAAGCUGCGGGUGGAAUGGGACGUAAGAUUGACGGACAUCCAGACCAUCAGCAAAGAGAGGACCGGCAUGAGUAUUGGACUCAAAGGCGGUGCCAACGGGCCUUUCAUUCCCGUCACGGACGAGGGCAGCAGGAAUUGGCUGUACAAGCAGAUUGCAAUCGCCGUUAAUGCGUUCAAUGACAAGUAUAAUGCAAAAGGAUGA